AUGCGCCUGACGAAUCUUGUAUUAACUGAUAAGGGUUUGUAUUUGAGUUUAAGAAUAAAAUUGGUGAUUUUAUUGAAAGAUUUAAAUCUCAAUACCGUUUGUCUUUCUGCUAAGGGAGCUUUAGCGUAUUGGGAAAUGUCUCAUUUAAAAUUUCGAGGUUUUUUCAUGUACAGUGGAAUAUUAUCUUGUGUAACUAUUCGAUACAGAUUAUUAGGAGCAGAACCUAAAAAGUUUAUUGGUAAUCACGCUAUUCUUAAUAGAAGUUAUCAUCGUGAUAGUAGUAGUGUAUACAACUAA
Molecule: messenger RNA, 297 nt
Organism: Funneliformis caledonium
Lineage: Eukaryota; Fungi; Glomeromycota; Glomeromycetes; Glomerales; Glomeraceae
Source: the annotation of a GenBank genome assembly